Messenger RNA from Sinocyclocheilus grahami, 1400 nucleotides. RefSeq names its product claudin 15b (gene cldn15b). The coding region runs from base 1 to 696 and encodes 231 amino acids. Gene Ontology annotation, molecular function: structural molecule activity. The transcript is spliced from 5 exons. NCBI's taxonomy places the organism in Eukaryota, Metazoa, Chordata, Actinopteri, Cypriniformes, Cyprinidae. Gene Ontology annotation, cellular component: membrane; bicellular tight junction. The record is from RefSeq and is a predicted model, not a curated record.
AUGAAAGACAUAUUGCAAAUUAUUGCACUUCUCUUGGGUUUUUUGGCAUGUGGGUCUGCUGUAUUAUCAUUACAUAAUCAGUACUGGAAAGAGUCUACAGACGAUGAUAGUGUCAUCAUCACCUCCGACAUUUUUGAGAACCUCUGGAUGUCCUGUGCGAUCGACUCCACCGGUACUUCUAAUUGUUGGAAUUUUCAGUCCAUGCUCGCUUUACCAGGUUAUAUCCAAGCAUGCCGUGCAUUAAUGAUCAUAUCUAUUGUGCUGGGCACAUUCGGACUGGUGGCAACUCUAGUGGGUAUGCAGUGUUCCAAAAUAGGAGGGGAAAAUUACGUAAUGAAGGAUCGGAUCGCUGGGGCUGGAGGUGUCUUCUUCAUACUUCAAGGUCUGUGCACGAUGAUUGCAGCGUCUUGGUAUGCUUUCAAUAUCACUCAGGAAUUCUUUGACCCACUUUAUCCAGGAAUAAAGUAUGAAAUCGGAGAUGGGCUAUACAUUGGUUGGAGUUCAGCCACAAUGGCUUUAUGUGGUGGCAGCUGCUUGCUGUGUUCCUGUGGAAUUCGCAGCCCAGAGGAAAAAAAAUCACAUCUUCAGAACUUCAGAUCAUACUCCUACCAGCCUCAAUCCAGACAUAUGGUUCAGACUGUAUCUGCAACAUCCAAUGUCCCUUCCAGCCAAUAUGGACUCAAUGUAUACGUGUAAGAAACUUACUGAAUACCUGGGAUCAACAAAGUUACAGACAUCACAAAACAGAGAACACACCAUGCAAGACCCUUUUUAUGCAUUAUGGUCAAAAUCUGCUAUAAAGCAGAAAUGUCACAUUUCUAAUGUAAAUAUUCUCUGAGGUUUACUGGAGAAUGGAGUCAUGUAAACAGGUUAUUGUAAUUAUUUCUGAGAUAAAAAUGUAUUCGCAUGCAGUAAAUUGUUGUUGUACAAGAAUUUGCAAGAAAAGAGCAGGGGGUUUUUGUUGAGACAAUUUUUUUUUUUUUAAAAACACUUCAAAAUAUGGAUGGGAGAAAAACUAAUAUUUUUCCGAUGCAUCUAUUUCAGUAAUUUACUUUCUAAAUGCUCUACGAAUGCAUAAUUUAUGCUGUCUGGAAUGCAGUACAUUUUGGACACAUGAUGCUUACUUACAGACCGCUGCUUUAAAAUGCUCACAUGCGCUUUUGUGUGCUCGUUCUGAAGCGCAAUUGCGGUAUGAGGCACUUGCACCUCAAAAUGCUUUUAUUAUGUGAAAGUACAGUCAAUUGUCUUCUUGACAGGACAAAACAUCUGAUAUGUUAAAACAGAGCUGUGCAUUAUAAUGUGUGAAUGCAGCCUAUUAGACCUGCCUCUGUCUGAUGUCAUCAGUCAGCAAACAGCAAAAAAUGUUUAUAAAACUAAUAUAACUAAUUUAAUAAAAAUGC